Odontomachus brunneus is the source of this 2364-nucleotide messenger RNA. RefSeq lists its product as uncharacterized. The coding region runs from base 583 to 1083 and encodes 166 amino acids. The transcript is spliced from 5 exons. Gene Ontology annotation, biological process: septate junction assembly. The record is from RefSeq and is a predicted model, not a curated record. Lineage: Eukaryota; Metazoa; Arthropoda; Insecta; Hymenoptera; Formicidae.
GUGCACGUUCUGCGUGUCAGUCCGAGCUGCACCGCGGCAUAGUAUACCACGUUCGUUCGUACACGUCGUGACGAACUGCGACGCGACUGCUCGCCUCUGCAAAUCGAUCGUGUUCGAGAAAAAGCAAAGGAAAUUAUCGAGGAGUUCCAUCUUCUUGAAAGUACGAGUAAAUUGGAGCACGAUAUGUUCGCACGAUCAUUCGAAUUUUUACUCUCUGUGUUUUCAUGAGCUGCAAGCUUGAAUGGGAGGUGUGUGAGGUGCAGUGAUGUGUUAGAAUUCAAUUGUAAUUUGCGCAUGAGAGGCGGGCGCAGACGACGGUACACGUGGACCCAUGUCAAGGAUGGCAGUUUUUGAAGCUGUGGCAAUUAAGCGCUAUUAAAACUACGUUACUUAUAAUGGAGGAAAAUCAACCGUAGAUUUCUUUUUUAAAACUUUAGAUUGAAGAAAACGCACAGGAAGAUAUGCUGGUUGCUAAAAUUGCAGAGGGGUGAACGUGUUGGGAAAAAAGAAUCGAUCGCUAUCGAAUUGUAGUGAAAAUCCUCCAAACUGGACGACGGAAAAGGAAAACAUCGAAGAGUCAGAAUGGCGGAUGAAAGUCAACAGAGACCUCAGCCGACUGCAAAAAGCCACAAAAUUUUGAGCCACCUGCCGAUCGCCAUCAAAGUGCUCGAAGUGAUAGUAGCCAUUUUUGCAAUCGGUCUGGCGGUCGAUCCGAUGAACUCGUUCCAGCGGAUCUUCAACAAGCCACGAUUCAAGCUAGACGAUGCCGCUACUAUUUACAUCACGGUCGCCGGCUAUAUCCUCAUCAAUACGCUUUUCAUCCUCGGCCACAUGCUGGGUGAUCGCGUGCCGAAAAGAACGUUGCUAAUGUUUGCGUCCGUGGGUGCACUAAUGCAUGUUGUGGCCGGGAGUUUGAUGGUCCAUAAUUGGCGCAAUCUCAACGGUCGCUAUUUUUACGCACACAACAAUGAGAUUCAUCCCAGCAAGCAGUACAUGGACAUGCUUAUAUCCGCAGCCGUAUUUACGUUCGUAAACGCGGUAGUAUUUAUCGCAGAAAUUAUCGCCAUAUUGAGAUAUUCGUGAAUUGUACAUUUUUACGAAAAAUCCAAUGAUCCAAAGAAGUUGAAGUACACACGAGUGCCGCCAAAGUUACGAAAAUAAUCUUUUUGAGAAAAUAUAUCAGGUUACCAGGAAAGUUCGACUUUUAAUGUCAAAAGAGAGAGAACAAAAUGUUAAUUGAAUUUAGAACACUUACGAAACCAACGUCUACUAAUUAAUCGGACUCAAAUAGAGAGUUUUAAUAAAAUAAAUAAAUUGCGUGUUGCUACUUAUCAUAUGAUACGUGAAACAAUUCUUAUAUAUCUACUAAAGUUGCGCGAAAUUUCCUGGUUAUAUAGUAAGAGUUAUAAAGAGAGUUAUAUAAUAUAUAUAUAUAUAAAUCUUGUAUGAAGUUUAUUAUAAACUUGUCGAGGCCAAUUUUAUCAAGCACUUUCAAAUUUCCGCGACCAAACGUUUAAUUGACGUCGUAAUGUUUUAUGGAUUCUUCAUGGUAGAUAUAAUUGAAUAUUUUGUAAAACGUAACGAAUUGUAUUUAAGAAAUUAUCGGGAGAAGAUAUAACAAAUUCCCACCAACUUUCUACAAAUAAAGAUAGUAGACUUUAUUAUGAAUAAUUAACAAAUAUUAAUUUUGUAAAUCAACUGACAUAAAUAAACAACGUGUCGAAAUUUAUGAUUAAUUUAACGUAUUAUAAAUGUAAUAAUAAUAUUAUAUAAUACUUGUAUUUUUAUCGCAACAGUUAUAUAUAAUAACUUGUAAGUGACAUCAUAUAUGUAUAUGCGUGUAAUUUUAUCAGAACAAUUAGUAAUGAUAGCAGACAUAGUUUUCUAGUAUAUCUAGUUAUAUAUUAGUAUACUUGUAUAGCAGUAAGACAGAAACGCGCGAAAUUGCAAUCAUUUCAUGUAAUUGUCGAAAAUUGAAAUAAUCCUUUGCUAUUCCGGCAAAGUAUUUAUCUGCGAACGAAUCCGUCCACUUUUUGUAUUCAAAGCGUUUAUUUCUAUGAAAUGUUCAAAUAAAUAAAUUUUAAGCUACUUUUAAGUUAUUUUUAAUGGGAGAAAUUUAACUCCACCUAUUUCUUUUAUCUCUCACUAUUUUAUCUCUCUUUUUAUCUCUCUUUAAAUGUGCUAUCCAUCAAACACACACUUACUUUAAACGCAAGUAAGAUAUUUGAGAAAUGUUGGAAUGACGAAAUAUUGAUUUAUAUUUGUAGCAAAAUAUGUCAUAUAUAUGUACACAUUUACAUUAAGAAAAAGAAUUGUAAGAGAAAUAGUUGUAGGAAGAAAAUAAACUUGUUGUCUGAACAUUUA